Gasterosteus aculeatus aculeatus (three-spined stickleback) is the source of this 4824-nucleotide messenger RNA. RefSeq names its product calsyntenin 2a (gene clstn2a). Lineage: Eukaryota; Metazoa; Chordata; Actinopteri; Perciformes; Gasterosteidae. Gene Ontology annotation, molecular function: calcium ion binding. Gene Ontology annotation, biological process: homophilic cell-cell adhesion; positive regulation of synapse assembly; positive regulation of synaptic transmission. The record is from RefSeq and is a predicted model, not a curated record. Gene Ontology annotation, cellular component: postsynaptic membrane; cell surface.
GGAUUUUCGGAAGGAGGAGGAGAGGACGGAGAGACACCAGCCGCGCUGCUCCACCACCACCACCACCUCCACCACCAUGCAGAUACUCGGGGUCCCCUUCCUGCCGGUUUGGCUUCUUCUGGGCAUCUGCGGCGCUUUCGGCGGGAAAGUCAACAAGCACAAGCCGUGGAUAGAAACGUCGUACCACGGCGUCAUCACGGAGAACAUGGACACGGUGCUGCUGGACCCGCCGCUGGUAGCCCUGGACAAGGACGCGCCGGUCCCCUAUGCUGGGGAGAUUUGUGCCUUUAAGAUCUACGGCGAGGAGGCUCCAUUUGAGGCUGUGGUGUUGAACCGCACAUCAGGAGAGGGGGUCCUGCAGGCCAGUGGCCCUGUGGACUGUGAGAGCCAGAAGGAAUAUACCUUCAUAAUCCAGGCCUACGACUGUGGGGCCGGACCCUCCGGGGCCGACUGGAAGAAAUCCCACAAGGCGGUGGUUCACAUUCAGGUUGACGAUGUCAAUGAGUUCUGCCCCGUAUUUCGGGAACCCCUUUACAAGGCAUCGGUAACGGAGGGCAAAAUCUACGACAGCAUUUUGCAGGUGGAAGCUUGGGACCAGGACUGCUCACCACAGUACAGCCAGAUCUGCAACUAUGAGAUUGUGACUGCUGGGACGCCAUUUGCAAUAGACCGCAAUGGAAACAUCAGAAACACGGAGCGGCUGAGCUAUGACAAGCAGCAGAGCUACACGAUUAUGGUGACGGCCUUUGACUGUGGUCAGAAGAGAGCCAAGGAGGAUGUGGCUGUGCAUAUUGAUGUCAAGCCUGUCUGCAAACCCGGAUGGCAAGGCUGGAGCAAGCGGGUGGACUAUGAGCCGGGGACGGGAAGCAGGCCGCUGUUUCCCAAGAUGCACAUUGAAACGUGCGGAGGUCCUCUGUCUGGCGUGAAGGUGAUGUUAGAACUACAGACAAAUCACAUCGGGAAGGGCUGUGAUCGGGAAACGUACUCUGAGAAGUCUCUGCAAAAACUCUGUGGUGCCGCGUCGGGCAGCACUGACCUCCUUCCUGGCCCCAGCUCCUCCACAAACUGGACGGCAUCUCUGCUGACAGACAGCAGCCGCGACAGCGACCUCAUCUACAGAUUCGACGGACAUCAGGCUGCUAAUGUCCCACAUCACGUGGUGCCCCAGAACCUGACAGACCAGUUCACCAUAGCAACGUGGAUGAAACACGGGCCCAGUCCGGGACUCAGAGCCGAGAAGGAAACCUUACUGUGUAACUCCGACAAGACUGAAAUGAACCGCCACCAUUACUCGCUGUACGUCCACAACUGCCGCCUGGUGUUCCUGCUGAGGAGAGAUUUCACUCAGGUCGACACGUUCAGGCCUGCCGAGUUCCACUGGAAACUGGAGCAGAUCUGUGACAAGGAAUGGCACUAUUAUGUCAUCAAUGCAGAAUUUCCUGCAGUGACGCUAUUUGUGGACGGGGUGACCUAUGAACCCUACCUGGUGACCGAUGACUGGCCGAUCCACACCGCAAAGAUUGAUACGCAGUUGACUGUGGGAGCCUGCUGGCAAGGUGGGGAAGUUGGGACCCCGAGGUUCACCCAGUAUUUCCACGGCAGCCUGUCGGGUCUGACAAUCCGACCCGGCCGCAUCGAAACCCAGAAGGUUAUUUCCUGUCUGCAGGCCUGCAAAGAAGGCCUUGAUAUCAACUCCCUCGAAAGCCUCGGCAAGGAUAUCAAGUUCCAUUUUAACCCCGCCCAGUCUCUGCUGGUGGUGGAAGGAGAAGAUCUGGACAGCAUCAACACCGCCAUGUCAAAGGUCUCGUACAUCAACUCUCGCCAGUUCCCGACGCCGGGCCUCCGACGGCUUCACGUCACCACCGCCGUACAGUGUUUCGGCGAGGACACAUGUCUCUCCAUCCCAGAAAUCAAGUCCGUGGUCAUGGUCCUGCCGCCCAGUGAGCCCAGAAUCACCAUCGCAGGGUCUAAUCGGCUCGUCAGACCUGCCAAUGACCUGCGGGGCCCCCUGGGUGUGGCCCCCUUCAAAGAGCUUCACAUCACCAGCACAGUGAUGAAGGGAGACGGCUUUGGUGGAUCCCACAGACAAGGUGUGACGGAGGUGAUGCAUAACCUGGACUACUGUGAUGUGCUGGUAAUCGGGGAAGAGCUGAAUCCUGAGAGAGAGAGCUUGGAGAUCCAUCACAGUGCCUUGUUGGGAAAACACCUGGAUGCCACCAACUCCACCUCUGGAAUAUCAAUAUACGGGGUGGACUGCAUGGCGCACUAUGAGCAGGCGCUGAGGCAGGUGCGCUACAGGAACUGGCGACCAGCCGCGCUGAACGAGAGAAAGUUCAGACUCACCUGCUCUGAACUCAACGGACGCUACACCAGCAACGGGUUCAAUCUGGAGGUUGGUGUUCUUCACCACUCGGCCCCUGUGGAACAUGUCAAUCAUGUGGCUGCCCAACCUCAGUACAUGAGACCUGUGCACCACCCGCUCAUGAUACACACUCUCAACUCACACAUGUCAGCUGCACCUCCAGCAGCCACAGUCGUCAUAGUGGUCUGCAUUGCCGCCCUGGUGGUGAUUGUGGUCAUUGGCGUGUACAGGAUCCACGCCACUCAUCAGGAAGGGUCCAGAGAAGAUGAGGAGGAGGUCAAAGACACCGAGGAGGACUGGGACAACUCUGCUCUCAACAUCACUGUCAACCCCAUGGAGAACGUUGGGGGAGCUCAGGCGCAUGAUGAUGAAGAGGAGGUAAAAGAAGAAGACCUCGAGGAGGAGGAAGAAGAAGAAGAAGAGGAUGAGGAACAGGUGGGAGGAGUGACAAGUGAUACAGAUGAAGAGGGCGGAGAGGAGGAGAGAGAAGACGUGAGUGAGAGGAAGCAGAAGAAAAAGAUAGAGUGGGACAGUACCUCCUUAACUUACUGACCAAACAUAUAAACAUAAACCUGCACAUACAAACAUUCGUUACAUAUACGUUGUUCUCUCUCUGUUUCUAUAUCUACCACACACAAACACACACACACAGAAAAAACAAACCAAUCAGAAAUCUCUGAUCUGUUGCUGUAAAAAACACUUUGAAUCUUCCCUGGUUGUUGUUUUUAAUGACACAUCUCCCUCUGCUGGACAAAGUCAGACCUACAGAAUCAGCUGCAGUCCCACAGCGGUGGAAAACAGUGCGCAUGAGUAUGUUGUUACUCACACGGCAGUCAGUGAGGUUAAAUAUAAGAUGAAUAUCAAACAAGAACAGACUUCUCAUUAUACGUUCACAUUUAAGUGAUGAAAUUAUUAUUUAUGUUUCAAACUGAUUGUCUGCAAGAUGGUGAGUUAUCCAUAAAUGUCUUUAUUUGUUAAUGCAUCCAUAAACUUUAAAAUUCCUUCGGCCUAUAUAGUAGGUGUAACAUAGUCGUAUUGUCACUCAGUGUAAAUAUCUGUUGCGAUAUUUAACUCAAAUCUCUCCCUCUGUGUGAUCAGUGUUGAGUUCUGUGGCCUCGACACUAACGAGAAACAACAUUGUGUAUAUUUUAUAUUUUACCAUAAACAUUCAAUUUUCCUCCUUAUUUAUUUGCAAAGCAGCAUUAGUAAUAGAAAUUAAUAAUAAUAUAAUCUAACCUUUAGUUUCUAUAAAGGCUCUGCUCCAUCAGCUAAUCAGCUCAUGAAAAAAAUAGUAAAAAUUGUAAUUGUUAAUUGUAGUAAAACAAAAACAUUUGGUUUGUUUACAUCUGCCUGUGUACCAAAUCUAUCAAUUCUGUGGCCUAUUGUAGCUUCUACUGUCCAGGGUUAGAUCAGUUCUUUCUUUUUUCAUAACACACAGAUGUUACAAUCUGCUUCUGAUCUUCUGUCUUUCUGUGUUGUUAAUUCAAUAGUAAAAGGAUCCCUCUAUGCAAUUAUGGGCCCAGUAUAAAGGACCAGUACACAGAAACAGGGGUACUCCAUCUAAUUAGAAAUGCACUCAUGUAUCGCUGGGGACAAAAUUGCAACAUGGUGAGCGUUGAUCCAUAAAAGUAAUAUUUAAUAUCUUAAGCAAGACUCAUUUGCAAUGGAUUGUGGGCAAAUGUGUGUAACAAUACAACAAACUUACUGACUCAUCCCUCAACUCACUCAUACUCAUAAACUCUUUUAUGAACAAAUAACUAACUCAUGUAAAACUGUCAUGAGUUGUACUAAUCUAGGAACAGCACACUAUAGACUCCUCUGUACAAUAUCGUCAUGAGACCAGGAUAAAAGUACAACACGUCCAAACUCAAAUAACCCAGAUUCCAUCAUGGAGGUCGGACUCUCAGACUGGGUGGACAGAGAAGGUUAACACUGAUAGAGUGCUCCUUCACAGUCAGAUGAAGACCCACCGGUGUUUGUUUACUGGUGUCGUAAAAGUCAACGAGCAGAAGCAGAAACUUCUAUUAUUUGUUUCGUCUUGUACUAUUUGUUAUUAGAGAUCAAGUGACAUCGCUCAGACAAAGUUUACUAAAAGUAUCUCCGUUGACCAUCUCUUCUGACCUGAUGGCUACUACAUGCGUGACUAUUACUCCCUCUGAGCUCUUAGACUGAUACGCCCCCCCCACUCUGUUGGCCUUUAGGAACCUGUGAUUGUGAUGUCAUCAUUGUGAAACAAUUUCUUUGUUUCCCUCGUCCCCCUUCGUCAUACUGUGCUUCUUAAAGAUCAAAGUGAAAAAGAUUGUUUUACAUAUAAAAACAAAUCCUGUAAAAAUGUUUAAGAUCGUUAUUUUAUAUGUUUCUUUUUCUUUUUGUAAACUAAAUGGUUGGGAUUUCUCUCUCUUUAGUGGUCAUCCCGCUGCUUUCUGUAUAUUGACCAAUAAAGACUUGUUUUAGACUCUUCA